AUGCCAGUUGAUGCAGAGGACAAAGCUAAAACAAGUCCAAAACUAACACUAUUGCCUCUUAUUGCUUUGAUAUUCUAUGAUGUAUGUGGGGGUCCGUUUGGUGUUGAGGAUUCAGUGAGGGCUGGAGGUGGCCCUUUAUUGUCUUUGCUUGGUUUCUUGUUAUUCCCUUUAAUUUGGAGCAUACCGGAAGCUCUAGUCACAGCAGAGCUGGCCACGAGUUUCCCUGAGAAUGGUGGAUAUGUUAUUUGGAUAUCUUCAGCUUUUGGUCCCUUCUGGGGUUUCCAAGAAGGAUUUUGGAAAUGGUUUAGUGGGGUUAUGGAUAAUGCCCUUUACCCUGUGUUGUUUCUUGAUUACUUGAAGCAUUCACUUCCUAUUUUUAACCAAUUAAUAGCUCGAAUUCCAGCUCUUUUAGGCAUUACAGUUUCUUUGACAUAUUUGAAUUAUAGAGGUCUGCAUAUUGUUGGGUUUUCAGCAGUUUCCCUUGCUGUUUUUUCGCUAUGUCCAUUUGUUGUAAUGGCUAUUCUUUCAAUUCCUCGAAUUAGGCCUAAACAAUGGCUAGUUGUAGAUUUUAGGAAAGUAGAUUGGAGGGGAUAUUUUAAUUGCAUGUUUUGGAACCUGAAUUAUUGGGACAAGGCUAGUACUCUAGCAGGGGAGGUUGAAAAUCCCAGCAAGACAUUCCCAAACGCACUUUUUGGUGCUGUGAUUUUGGUGGUUCUUUCAUACUUAAUUCCACUUCUUGCGGGCACGGGGGCAUUGAGCUCGCCCUCUAGCGAAUGGAGUGAUGGGUACUUUGCAGAAGUUGGGAUGUUGAUUGGAGGGGUUUGGCUUAAAUGGUGGAUCCAAGCAGCUGCUGCUAUGUCUAACUUGGGAUUGUUUGCAGCAGAAAUGAGUGGUGAUGCUUUUCAACUUCUUGGUAUGAGCGAGAUGGGGAUGCUUCCAUCUAUAUUUGCUUCAAGGUCCAAAUAUGGAACGCCCACCAUUAGCAUUUUGUGCUCUGCAACUGGAGUAAUCUUCCUGUCUUGGAUGAGUUUUCAGGAAAUCCUGGAAUUUCUGAACUUCUUAUAUGCUAUAGGAAUGCUCCUUGAGUUUGCGGCUUUCAUAAAAUUGAGGAUGAUGAAGCCAGAGCUCCAUAGGCCUUAUAAAGUUCCGUUGCAAACAUUUGGUGCAGCACUGCUUUGCCUUCCUCCUGCAAUGUUACUUGUUCUCGUUAUGUGCCUGGCUUCUUUGCAGACAUUCUUAGUUAGCGGUGUGGUUAUUCUCUUGGGGUUCCUCCUAUACCCGACUUUACUUCAUGCCAAGGACAGGAAAUGGGUCAAAUUUGGUACAGAAGAACCAGGAUUGCCUUCCAAUGCAUCACUGGAAGAGAACUCGAUUCUGCUACAUCCGCAUCAGGAAGUAGCAGAUGAGGCUUCAGUCAGCCUUCUUUCAGAUUUAUCAUCAACAAAACAGGGGCAACAAAGCUGUGAAGCUUUGGUGGAAGGAGUUCUGAAAUCCGAAUGA
Dovyalis caffra is the source of this 1500-nucleotide messenger RNA. Lineage: Eukaryota; Viridiplantae; Streptophyta; Magnoliopsida; Malpighiales; Salicaceae. The record is from the annotation of a GenBank genome assembly.